Drosophila innubila is the source of this 1465-nucleotide messenger RNA. RefSeq lists its product as uncharacterized. The coding region runs from base 251 to 1354 and encodes 367 amino acids. The record is from RefSeq and is a predicted model, not a curated record. The transcript is spliced from 2 exons. Lineage: Eukaryota; Metazoa; Arthropoda; Insecta; Diptera; Drosophilidae.
GGCAUACAUACAUUAAAAUCGCUACGUCUUCCGUUGGAUAAUGCCAAAUUGAUUUCAAAAAAAACUUUCACUGGCCAGUCAAUAGGCCAAAAUAGCAUUCAAAUGAGAAGGUUAACAAAAACUUUGGUGAAAAUUGGAUUGACAAGCCAAGUUCAGAUUGAUUCAAGUAUCAGUUGGCUUUGGACCAGAAAAGAACACGGCGGCGAGUUAAAAAUAUUUUAUUUACUGUCGCAUCCUUUGAAGCAUCAUAAUGUAUUGGAGACUUUGGGGAGCUGUCCUGUUGUUGGCAUGGUUUAAUUUACCAUAUGAAGUCCAAGCAGCCAGGAAAAAAAAUUUAGAAGUACUACAACUCUGGAAACCACAAUCACAACAGAUUUUACACUCUGGUCGUCAGAGUGAUUAUCCCAGCUAUGUUCAAAACACAUUAACCCGCAGUGGAUACAAUCGUCGUCGGCAAUUAAAGAGUCGUGGCAAGGCAGCGUCAACAACCACGACGGAGCGACCUUUUAUACGCGUCUGGAAUAAUUUAGUGCGCAGUGUGCAGCCCAAUUUUGGUUUUCGUAAUCUGUCAAUUCCCUUUGUUAACUUGUUUAACAAUGGCAAUGCCAAUAUCAUAGAAACGGUGCCAUUGCAGGCGCAGUUGUACAGUGAUGACAAUGAGGACGAGCAGGACCAGUCAUCAUCAGGAGCUACAAUGCAGAGUUCCAAUAAACGUAAACGUAAGCGACGUAAGCAACAAAGGCGUCGUCCAAUCUAUGAGUCAGUGGAACAGGAUGAUCCAUAUGAUUUCUAUGGUGCCCCAUUAAGACAACAACAAAAACCAAUUUACUAUUACGGUCCCAAUGUCGAUAGUUAUUAUGAUAUGAGACGUUUGCAGGCUUAUAAUGAUUAUGCCAAUCAGGCUAAUUACUAUGAACAGUACUACGAAGAUGGACAGUCCGAAGAGGAGCAGCCAGAAUAUGCAUCUGAGGAAAACCUAGGCAAGAAGUACGCCGUAUUGCGUCCUCUGGGAUUGGCUAUCAAAGUGUCUAGUAGCGAUUCACCAGCCGCAAUUGAGAUCGACGAAGAAACCGACGAAAGUCUAUUAGCCAACGACGCAGCCAAUGAGAAUGUCGAUGCGCCCGAAGUCGUCGACGAUUCUAGUUCAAUGCAAGACGACUCCACCUCUACCCUCUCGGAGAGCAUGCGCAAUGUAAUUGGCACGUACAUGCGUGACGAUCAACGUAAUCGGCAACGACAGCGCCAAUCUGAAAAGAAGGUGGAAGCGAUUUCGUCAGCUAAAACAAAACCGCGUAAUCGACAUAGUUUUCUAUUGGCUGCACGCCUGGUAAAUGCAGCAAAUAAACAUCAAUAAACUCUGUAUUAUUAUGUAAAUGAUGUGUAUUUUGAUGGUGUAUGUUAGUCUGUGGUGUGUGUACAAAUGAAAUGAAGUUGACAAUCUGUAAAAAGUAAAUUAAAAGUAUAA